This is a messenger RNA of Eurypyga helias (sunbittern), 837 nucleotides long. It is a transcript of the gene POLE4, whose product is annotated as polymerase (DNA-directed), epsilon 4, accessory subunit. The record is from RefSeq and is a predicted model, not a curated record. Gene Ontology annotation, molecular function: protein heterodimerization activity. Lineage: Eukaryota; Metazoa; Chordata; Aves; Eurypygiformes; Eurypygidae. The transcript is spliced from 9 exons. The annotation marks the transcript as partial.
GAGUUGUUUGUUGAAACCAUAGCCAAAGAUGCUUACGUGUACGCUCAGCAAGGAAAGAGGAAGACUCUGCAAAGAAAAGACCUGGAUAAUGCCAUUGAAGCUAUUGAUGAAUUCGCUUUUUUGGAAGGUGCCAGAGCCAUCGACAGAGAGGAUAAGCAAGGGGACCUGUUUGCAGAGAGGGGCUGCUGCGGGAGGCAGAGCCAUUCCCUCCACAUCGGGCAGGAUGUCUCUGGCAGUCCUGUCAGUGUGGAUGUUGAAAAGUGCCAGGCCAGCUCCCUGUCCCCCAGCCUUGGCCUCCUGGGGCUCUCCAAACACUCCUCCAUGCUUGAUUUCCUUAGAAGCAAGAAGGUGAGAAAAGUGGAGAUGAUUGAUGGCUCUCACUGCAGCACGUGCCCUGAGGAAUGUCUCUGUCCCCCAGCUCUGAAAACCUUCUCUCCAGGCUCUCCCUGGGAGGUCACAGUUGAUGUGGGGAAAUGCUCUGACCUGACCUACAGAGCUGAUGCACUUUUCUGUGUUCCCAUGAAGUUCAACACUGCUCUAGUCAAAAACCCAUAAGGUGGGGAGAUGGUUCAGAUGCUGGAGAACUGGUGGAAUAUUCCCAGAAUACUUCUUACAAGCGUUGCCGUGCUGGUACCCAUUCGGGGUGAAAUUGAUGUGGGAAGGUGCUUGGGCAGCUGCUCCUCGGGGGAUCCCUGCUUGCUUAGGGAGUCACGAGGAGGAGAGAAAUGCCUGGUUUGGUCAGAAGCUGCAUCACAGUACGGCCUACACGCAUUCAGGAGCUGCCGAGGCCGCGUUCGCAGCGUCACUGCCAUCCAGCAGUGCAAGUGCAGGGGGUAG